GUGGAGUGGUGGAGCGGCAUCAUCCUCAUUUUUCGAGACGCCGCGAACAGUUCCUUCUUCUCACGGUGAGUUUCGUACGACCGUUCCUCCAACGCGAGUCGAUCCCGCGAUCAGCCUUUACGAUCUUCGCGCACAUCUCGUCAUCCCCGAGGGAAACGAGCUUUCCGCCGUAACAGGGAAAGGAAGGACACGCAGCCAUGGGCGUGGAUGUCGAAAUCUUGAGUCCUGGAGAUGGUCAGACCUACCCAAAGACCGGGCAAACUGUGGUCGUGCAUUAUACAGGUACUCUUGACAAUGGAAAGAAAUUCGAUUCCAGCAGGGACCGCGGUAUACCGUUUAAAUUCAAAAUCGGGAAAGGUGAAGUAAUUAAAGGUUGGGACCAAGGAGUUGCACAAAUGUGCGUCGGGCAGCGGGCCAAGCUAACUUGUUCUCCAGACUUUGCUUAUGGUAGCCGAGGUCACCCUGGAAUUAUCCCACCAAAUGCCGUUCUCAUCUUUGAUGUGGAGCUGCUGAAGGUGGAGCCUUGAAAUACCUCUUAGAGUGUACCAAACUUGACCAAACGCAUUUCAAUACAAGAAAAAGAAAAAAAGAAAUUCAUCAAAUUAUGUUAAGUAGUUGUCGCACGAAUGGCACAUCCUACUCUAAUGCCUUAAUUCAAUCGCUCGUACAUUAAAAGUUAUAUUCACGAAGUAAUAUAUGAACGACGUUGAAAACGUUUGUUUCCUACAACCUCCUGCGGAAACGACGUACAAUUUAUACAAUGUAUAAAUUACAGAUCAAUAAUAUUCGACAUUGUCGCAUAGUUGUUAGAUUGUAAGAUCAUAUAUCUAUUAAUAUGUAGUUCGAUUUACCUGCUCUCUAAGAGAUGCUACUUAACUUGUGUACUUGAUUUGAAACAGACUAAUCGUGUUCCUACAAUGAGCGGUUGAAUAAAGGAAACCACCAGAUAUUUGCAAAAUAUAAUCCGUGUUCAUUCCACUCAUUACAUAUUUGAUGACCUUUCGAGUAUUUUGUACAAAGAUUCAAUAAAGAAAAGAACAGUUGAUAAUGC
Messenger RNA from Monomorium pharaonis (pharaoh ant), 1051 nucleotides. It is a transcript of the gene Fkbp12, whose product is annotated as 12 kDa FK506-binding protein. The transcript has 4 exons. The record is from RefSeq and is a predicted model, not a curated record. Bases 198 to 527 code for a protein of 109 amino acids. Gene Ontology annotation, molecular function: peptidyl-prolyl cis-trans isomerase activity. NCBI's taxonomy places the organism in Eukaryota, Metazoa, Arthropoda, Insecta, Hymenoptera, Formicidae.